AAAUGCAGUAUCCUUUAUUAAUAUCACCUCAUAAAUCAAGUCAAAGAGAAGAUGGGUGGACCAGUAGAGUAUAUACUGUUACUUCUAUCAGUUGUACUAGUAGUAUCUACAUUGACUGGAUCUACUAACAAUUACUACAAUGAACCUACUGGUAAUAAAGGAUUCACAGAUUGUUCUGUUACUAAAAAAUUUUUUGAAUUAACUAAUGAAUCAUUAACUCCAUAUCCACUGACACGGGGGAGAAGGUUCCAUUGGAAAGCACAGCUACACAACAGAAAAACCAUACAAUGGGGUAUACUGCAUUUCACAAUGACAUAUAAUUUCAAGAAUUACACUAACAUCACCUUUUUUGACGUGAAAUUAAAUUUAUGCGACUCCCUUGAUGACUUGAUUCACACCCGCUGUCCAUUACAACCAGGAACAUAUCAAAUGAACUAUAACGCUAAAGUACCAAACCAAUUCUGGCCAGCCCAGUAUAAGGCCUAUAUUGCUACUUAUGAUGAUAAAGGAGAGCAAACACUAUGCCAGACAAUGGAACUUGUCAUUGCCUCAUAAAAUUAUUAAACAUCAUAAUGUCUCCAGUGAACAUACAUCUAAAUAUCAAUAAAAUAUCCAUACUAGUGUGUACAAUCAAUACCUUAA
Molecule: messenger RNA, 642 nt
Organism: Amphimedon queenslandica
Lineage: Eukaryota; Metazoa; Porifera; Demospongiae; Haplosclerida; Niphatidae
Product: phosphatidylglycerol/phosphatidylinositol transfer protein-like
Exons: 5
Coding region: 52-555 (167 amino acids)
Source: RefSeq, a predicted model, not a curated record